AUGAGUGAAGAAAGGAUGAACAUCAAGUACUCAUUGAAGGAUCCUGCCAAUGAAAUUCAGCAUUUCGACAUCGACGAGUCCUCAGGAGAAGUUUACGUGACAAAGCCUUUGGAUUACGAAGAGACCAAGUACUAUUCGGCGAACGAAGGAUUUAUUGGACAGAAUUUGCUGUCCGAAGAGAACAGCUUGAAUGAUGUCUAG
Molecule: messenger RNA, 201 nt
Organism: Strongylus vulgaris
Lineage: Eukaryota; Metazoa; Nematoda; Chromadorea; Rhabditida; Strongylidae
Source: the annotation of a GenBank genome assembly